AUGGCCCAGAACGAACUCGACCCCAAGUAUGACCAGUUCGACUACCCGACGGUCUCGCCGAACACGCAGCCCGGCCAUCCUGGCCACCUCACCGAGGAGCAGAAGGCUCAGGUCGCCCAGCUGCGCCUGAUGCUCGAGUCUGAGGGCCACACCAAGCGUCUCGACACAUUGACUCUGCUGCGAUUCCUCCGUGCUCGCAAGUUCGAUGUCAACCUCGCCAAGAAGAUGUUCGUCGACUUCGAGGAGUGGCGAACAGACACCAAGCUCGACGAGACCAUUCAGGGCUGGGAGUACCCCGAGAAGGAGGAUAUCUUCAAAUACUACCCCCAGUACUACCACAAGACCGAUAAGGAUGGCCGCCCCGUCUACAUCGAGAAGCUUGGCACCAUCGACCUGACCGCCAUGCUCAAGAUCACCACCGAGGAGCGCAUGUUGACCAACCUUGCCGUCGAGUACGAGAAGUGCGCCGAUCCCCGUUUCCCCGCCUGCUCCCGCAAGUUCAACCACCUCGUCGAGACCUGCUGCACCAUCAUGGACCUCAAGGGUGUCGGCCUCAUGAAGGCGUCUCAUGUCUACGGCUACGUUAAGAAGGCCUCCGUCAUCUCCCAGAACUACUACCCUGAGCGUCUCGGCAAGCUUUACAUCAUCAACGCUCCCUGGGGCUUCUCCGGCGUCUGGGGUAUCGUCAAGGGCUAUCUCGACCCCGUCACCGUCGAGAAGAUUAGCAUCCUUAGUAGUACUUACCAGAAGGAGCUUCUCGCCCAGAUCCCCGCUGAGAAUCUCCCCAAGUCGCUCGGUGGUAAAUGCGAGUGCCAGGGUGGCUGCGAGCUCAGCGACGCUGGCCCGUGGCACGAGAAGGAAUGGACCAAGGAGCCCUGGUGGGCCAAGCCCCAGCCUGCCGCGGACGUCAUCGAGAACAAGGGCGGCGAGACCGUCACUGCUCCCGCUGCCCAGCCUCCCGCCGGCAUUGCCGUCACCACCGACGGUGCCGCCGACCCCGCCAAGGCUCCCGCCGCGGCAUAA
Colletotrichum karsti is the source of this 1023-nucleotide messenger RNA. Its product is annotated as CRAL/TRIO domain-containing protein. NCBI's taxonomy places the organism in Eukaryota, Fungi, Ascomycota, Sordariomycetes, Glomerellales, Glomerellaceae. The transcript has 4 exons. Bases 1 to 1023 code for a protein of 340 amino acids. The record is from RefSeq and is a predicted model, not a curated record.